GUGAGUGGGCGUGUGCGAGGGAGGCGUGGCCUAAGGGGGCUUGUGGAAUUUUCCAUCAGAGCCGCUUAUUAUAGCGCUGAGGCCGUGAGAGUCCCCUGUGUCCCGGUGUCCCGGUUUCCUACCCGCCAUGGCCAACUACAUCCACUUACCGUCCGGCUGCCCGCAUGUGCCCAAGAUCGACUUCACCGUGUCGGACUCCGACUACCGGGAGGGGGCCCUCCGGCUGCUCAAGGAGCUCAGGCCCCACUGGAAACCGGAGGAGGUCACUACCCAGGUUUUCACUGAUGGAAUAACCAACAAGUUGAUUGGCUGUUACACGGGCGACGCGAUGGAGGACGUGGUCCUGGUGAGAAUCUACGGCAACAAAACCGAACUGCUGGUCGACAGGGAGGAGGAGCUAAAGAGUUUCCGGGUGCUGCGUUCCCACGGCUGCGCCCCCCAACUCUACUGCACCUUCAACAACGGCCUGUGCUACGAGUUCAUGCAGGGGGAGGCCCUCGACCCAGAACAUGUCUGCAACCCCACAAUAUCCAGGCUAAUCGCCCGGCAACUGGCCAAGAUCCACGCCAUCCACGCCCACAACGGCUGGAUCCCCAAGUCCAAUCUGUGGGCGAAGAUGAGGAAAUAUUUCUCCCUCAUUCCUACCGAGUUCCAGGAGGAGGCGGUCAAUGCCAGGUUCCGCCGGGACGUGCCCAGCCCUGAGGUUCUGGAAGGGGAGAUGUCGUGGAUGAAGGAGGUUCUGUCCAAUCUGCAGUCGCCGGUGGUUCUGUGCCACAACGACCUCCUGUGUAAGAACAUCAUCUACAAUGAGAAGCAAGGGGACCUGCAGUUUAUCGAUUACGAAUAUUCGGGGUACAACUACCAGGCCUACGAUAUCGGGAACCACUUCAAUGAGUUUGCAGGGGUGAACGAGGUGGACUAUUCCCUGUACCCCGGCCGGGAGUUGCAGUUCCAGUGGCUCAGAUCCUACCUGGAGGCCUACAAGGAGCACAAGGGCUUCAGCCCGGAGGUGACUGAGAAGGAGGUGGAGGUUCUCUACGUGCAAGUGAAUCAGUUUGCCCUGGCUUCUCAUUUCUUCUGGGGACUUUGGGCCUUGAUUCAAGCGAAAUAUUCCAAAAUCGACUUUGACUUCUUGGGUUACGCCAUCGUGCGCCUCAACCAAUACUUCAAAAUGAAGGCGGAGGUGACGGCGCUGACCCUCCCCAAGUAGCGGCCGCCGCCCUCGGGCUCGACUCGUCUCAACUGGAUCUCGCUCUGGGAACGUGGGAACGGAGCGUCAGCUGCGCGCUCCACAGCUCCUCAUAUAUCACUUUUAUUUCAAACAUGCCUUUAACCCCAGACUAACUGUCAGCCUCCAGGAGCGCGAGGGGCGGGGCCAAGGCCGAGGCUCCUCCCUGGAAAAGAAGAUUUUACUUAAAUUAUCGAAAGAGAAUUCGGCGCCGCCCGUUCCCAGCAGCUGCUCAAUGGCGACCCCAGGGUCUCCAUGCCCCUCCCACUUAGGCACAUUGGCCACGCCCCCUCUUUUCUACAUUUCAAUCGUACGGAUACUGUACGGGGCCCCCGGGGCCCCUCACUACGUGAAUAGAACGGGUCCUGCUAAUAACUGGAAUGAAACCGCUAAUUUAUUGCUCCGCGGGGGAGGAGUUUCGCCGUAGCCACCUCCCCCAGAAGAUUCCUACUGACACACCUACAACCGAGGAGACGGGGGUAGAACCCUAACAACACCCCCCCCCCCCCCAGCAGGGGGCGAACUUUGCCUUCAAUCCCUCCCGUGUGGGUUUCACGUUAACCCUUUCCUUUCUGAAGGUGCCUGAAGCAGACUGUGAAGCCCCACCCCCUCGGGGGCGGGUUCAAAUUUCUUAAAUCAACGUGGGAAAGGGAGACGGGACGUUUAUUAAGAGAUUUUCUAUUUUUUUGAUAAUCGUGAAGCGUCAGUGGGACCCGCGUGGGGGCGGUUCUGGUCCCUUCUGAUUUGGGCUCAAGGUGGGGGGGGCGGGUAGAAGAGAAUGGGGCGACCCACUAGCGGAUUUGCUAGAUUAGAUAUCUGGUUUGUGCAGACUUCCCCUUUAACCCACACGUAUACAGUCGCUUGUAUAGCAAUGAGUGUGUGGGGGGGUCUCCUAUGGUAAAAUGACCCCCAGUCUAAAGAUUCCUGUGUCCCGCCCACUCCGAUCACAUGACAGGAAGCACUGUGGCAUUCAUUUUCCUGUCACAUGACCCCUCCCCGUGACGCGUAGUCUUAAAUCCGUAUUCCCAUGAUCCUCCUCUGUGACUGAGCCAGACUGGCGCCACUGGAGACCAAAGCGAAGGGCGGAGCUUAGCUCCGUGGGCUUGUGCACCAAUCAGGACGCAUGUAGCAUAUUGUAUAUACGCAAAGCGUGUAAAUGAGCGUUUGUCUCGGGGCUGAGGGUUGGUUCCCGCCCAGUGGCAGGAAGAGGCGGAGCCAGUACCUUGGAUCCCCCCCCCCGGCGCUGCACUUGGCUCCGCCUCUCGCCUCUGUGCGGCGUUUGCUUUAAAACUAGACUUUUUCUUUUUUUUUUUUCUUUGUGUAACUUUAUGGGGCUGAUGGGUAACGUCGCCCCGUAACCAAAGUGUCCAACGUCUUUCAUCCUCUUCGGGGUUAAGCACUUUACUUUACGGCACAAGCGGCGUUUCCGCGGAAACGGCGAGACACGAUUGCGUGUUGAUUGCACGGAAAACUGUGAAGUUGUUGUGACCUGUAUAUAACACUGACGCAUUAAAGGGGAAGUUUGCCCAGAAGCAACAGCCAAUGAGAGAUUGCUGACCAGUAAAUGCUGCCUGCUGAUUGGUUGCUAUGGGUUACUGCUCCUGGGCAAACUCGGUGCCUUUUAUUACAUAACCCCCAUGUGUGUGUUACAGAUUCUCAGCAGCUUUUCCAUUGGUCUUCAUUUCUUAUAGUUUCCAGCUUUCAAAUGGGGGUCGCUGACCCCCCCCCCCGGCAACCAAAACCCCCUAUUGGUUACUGUAACUUUUUAUUCUUUUCUAUGCAGACCUCCUCUGUGGGUCUUCCAGUCUCUCCUAUACCGCUGCCUGGUUGCUAGGUUAAAUUGGCCCCUAGCAACCAGAUAGCUGCUGGAAUUCCCAAGUGGAAACUGUUUAAAAAAAAAAAAAAAACCACAGAAAAUGUAGACCAAUUGCAAAUUUUCUGAGAAUAUCACUGCAUCACACUAAGGGUUAAAUUAAAGGGGAACUGACCCUUUAAGACAGAGUUCUGUACUCUGUGGCCCUCCUGCACUUUUGACAGCAGUUCCUGGGGCGCAGGGGGUAUGACAAGGGCUGGUGGGGGUAGUUACCCAGAUUCCCCCCCCCGGUAACCACGGGGUUGUUAUGGGAGGGAGAUUUGGUACCAAUUCCCUGGAAUACUUGAACCCGACGUUGGUAUCAACACAAUCAGAACACCUUAAAGGUACAGUGCGCGCUAUGUUUAGGGAGGGUUUGCUUGCCCUUUACUGCCCUUAUGUAUAUAUGGACAGCAGUUCUACUGACCAGAGAGCCUUAUUGCCAGCCCAGGGCUGGGAGCUGCCAUACUGCUUGCUACAUAUCCUCAUCUGCCCCUAGGGGCCCCGGGCACUGCCCCCAUAGUAGCCUGGUGCGACCAUCGGAGUGAGCACUGGCACAAUGACCCCUCCCCUGCGUCUGGGGGGUGGAGCUCCGGUGAUUUCCCAGGGGGCCGCGCUGCAUUUGUGUUUAGUAAAUGACGACGGCGUUUGAGUCGCUCGCAGGGACCAGCAGUGAUUUGAACCCAUUCCCACGGCGUUUCUGUUGCCCCCCCAGUAAUGCCCCCCCAGCGAUGCCCUGAGUGACUGGUGCAAUGGCUGCUCCCGCUGUGAAGGAAUGUAACUCAGUGUAAAUAUGUCUCUGCUGAAUAAUAAAAUGGAGCUCACUCCUC
Messenger RNA from Xenopus tropicalis (tropical clawed frog), 3910 nucleotides. It is a transcript of the gene etnk1, whose product is annotated as ethanolamine kinase 1. Lineage: Eukaryota; Metazoa; Chordata; Amphibia; Anura; Pipidae. The transcript is spliced from 8 exons. Gene Ontology annotation, molecular function: ethanolamine kinase activity. The record is from RefSeq and is a predicted model, not a curated record. The coding region runs from base 128 to 1210 and encodes 360 amino acids.